UUCUACCCCGAGACACGUUGCCUAGGUUACAUCUCCAGCUGCCACCUGAAGCGAAGCAUCGCACCAUCCGCCUCGCGAAACAAAAGACAGUACUUCACACGUCAACACCUAUUGAAAAGCACACAAAAGGGAUCUCACGAAACAAAAAUAUACUCGGAAGAGAGAGACGGAGCAUAUUAAGCCACGCACGCACUCAGACCCUCCUCAUUUAGUGAUUGUCAGUGGAGAGAGGCGGGCUCAUAUGGAGGAGGGCCGCUGCUCGGCUCUGCAGCGACUGCAGCGUCUCCCGCUGCCUGCUCUUCCUCCGCGCGCGUCUCCGCGAGCGCUGUGAUGUGAAUAUUAAUGAUGCUGCGCGAAUCUCCGCGCUCAUUUCCACAGCUUUCGCCCAUCUGAGAGACACACAUGGAAGGCUAUUUAUUCGAAACCACUCAGUGACUCCUGUUGGUUGACUUGGCACGCAGCGUCCUCUGCUUGUAUCGCCAUCUGUGGCGCUCCGUACAGAGCUGCAUGAUUUGUUUUAGGCCCCGAGAGAGGUGUUUGUCACUGUCAUGUGAGCCUAACUUUGCUUUUUUAUACACUGUUUAAAGACAGGACAUUUUAAGAACAGCAUGGCAGAAGCCCCCAUUGGAGAGGACGCACCCAAAGAGAAGGAGAGUGCCACCCCUCUUACCCACGAUCCCCUGCCAGGGGUUGGGGUUGCUCUGUGGGAAAGAUUAUUGAAAGCAAGUGUUACAGCUGGUGCUUUCCUCCUGAUGUACACACUGUCUCAACUCACAGGUUUGUGGGUCCUUUACAUGCUGAAUGGAUACAUGCCUUUUCCAGCAGCACAUAAAGUUUUGGAUCUCCUUCAGUACCUUCUCUCCACCAGUGAUGCCUAUGAUCAACAGAUGGAGAUAUGGAGGGUGGAAAGCUUGUUACCCCUCAUUGCUACACUCUUCUUAGGUGUAGUCAUCCUUGGUACUGGAACGCUGUUCUGCAUUAAAACCCUGGUGCCUGGCAACCCAUCUUGCUUCCCUGACGACCGUCGUCAGUCCAUGAGCAGGCAGCCCUCCUUUACAUAUUCAGAAUGGACAGAUGCUAAACAGGAGGAUUUCUACGAGCUGGAUGCUGUUCCGGAGACACCCGUGUUUGACUGCUUUAUGGACAUGAAGACCGAAGCUGACCCUGUCACUCUCUCUGUCAAACCUGUAGGCUUGCAGGAAAGGAGAGGUUCUAACGUGUCGCUGACGUUGGACAUGUGCACCCCUGGUACUACAGAGCCCUAUGGAGCGCUGCUGUCCCCUAGAGAGCAGAGCACACAUGAAUACCUGCAGAACGCAUCCAACCUGCUCACCCCCGAGCAGCUGCACAAGCGUGCACUGGACGACGCUGCACUGCAGGCCGAGUUCUAUGAAACACCCAUGAACUUCGUGGACCCUAAAGAAUACAAUUUUCCUGGCGUGGUGAGGAAGAAUCGCUACAAAACCAUACUACCAAACACACAUAGCAGAGUUUGCUUAAAAGCAAAAGAGGAAGGUGAUUUUCUCAGCACCUACAUCAACGCUAAUUAUUUGAAGGGCUAUGGAGGGAAAGAAAAGGCUUACAUUGCUACACAGGGUCCAACUGUAAACACAGUGGGAGAUUUCUGGAGGAUGGUUUGGCAGGAGCGCUGUCCCAUUAUUGUCAUGAUCACCAACAUUGAAGAAAAAAAUGAGAAAUGCACAGAAUACUGGCCAGAGGACAGUGUCAUCUGUGAAGAUAUCGAGAUCACUGUCAAACUGGUCAUCCAGGCAGAUGACUACAGUCUAAGGAUUUUCACUGUGAAGAGUGAGGGUGAGGAGCGUACUCUCAGACAGUACUGGUACACAUCCUGGCCAGAUCAGAAAACUCCAGACAAGGCCCCGCCUCUUUUGGAUUUGGUUAGGGAAGUGGAGGAAGCGAGGAAACAGGCUCCGCCCAACAGUGGCCCUGUCAUUGUCCACUGCAGUGCAGGGAUUGGACGCACUGGCUGUUUCAUUGCUACCUCUAUCUUGUGCCAGCAGCUAAGCAAUGAAGGGGUGGUUGACAUCCUGAAGACUACUAGCCAGUUACGCUUGGACAGAGGCGGCAUGAUCCAGACAGCGGAGCAGUAUCAGUUUGUUCAUCAUGUACUCAGCCUGUAUGAAAGACAGCUUCGGGAGACCUCAGAAGAGUAAAGCCUCCAUGAGCGCACAACCUUCACACCACUCCUCACAGAGCAGUUGACCUUCAUCCAAACUGACCCUCAGUACCUCAAGUCUCAUGUCUUCAAACACAACAGAAGUUUUAGGAGCAGACCUUACAUUAGAUUUUAGCUGAGUCAAAUCUUCAAUACCUAAAUCCCACCAAUCAGUUAUUAAAUAUACUUUGUCUUUUUUCUUUACCAUAACAGUAACAUAAAGAGGUCAGUUAUGUCAUACACAAUUUUGCCUACAUAAUAACGCUCAGCAGACCAUCAGUGCUCAAACGUGACAAUGUUUGAAUGCGUGCACGCUUCAUAUGCACACAAUAACAAGCAGACACCAAGGCCUCCAUCAAUGAUGUAAAUUUAACAUUAGGUUUAGGGACCUCCUCAAUUUCUGAGCCUACAGAUACAGCAAUUUUCCAUUUACUGCUAAGAAUUUUUUACAGGAUUUAUAACUCAGUGUUAAGAUGAGAUUUGUAGUGAAGUGUGCGUGUACAUUUAUGGGUCUUACAUGUUGAAAGAUCAACCUCUUGGCAAUCUGAACAUCAGUAUGUUUGUGUGUGCAUGUGUGUGUGUGAGAUAGUGUCACAAAAACAGAAGGGGAGAGAGAGGUACUGUUUACUAUGUGUUCGAUGAUUAUCAGACUUUAACUACGGAUGUGCGGUUGGGUUGGUCUCUAGAAGAGGUUAGCCUACCACAUUUAAUACAAAAUGGCCUUAAUAUGUGUCUUUCUGUUCGUACUGGGGUCUGUAUGGUUGUGUGUAAAUGUUGUCGGGCGGAGCUAAAGGCAGUGUGGUGUUACAGCCUGUCAUCGUCUCAUUCACUAAGACUGAGAGAGGGACAGAAUGAUGUACAUUUU
This is a messenger RNA of Cyprinus carpio (common carp), 3041 nucleotides long. Its product is annotated as tyrosine-protein phosphatase non-receptor type 5. The record is from RefSeq and is a predicted model, not a curated record. Lineage: Eukaryota; Metazoa; Chordata; Actinopteri; Cypriniformes; Cyprinidae. Gene Ontology annotation, molecular function: protein tyrosine phosphatase activity. Gene Ontology annotation, biological process: protein dephosphorylation.